CCUGAGGUGUCACUGUACACCUGUCCUGUGUUUACCUUGGACCACCCACAAGUGUGUUAAAGCUCUGGGCCAUCCUGCUGAUUCCAGACCUACCAGAAGAAGUCUGAGAAUGUCCAGAGACACAGGUGGUGGGACGUCUGAUUCAGACUUGAAGACAUCUCUCACUGAGUGCAUGAAGGCUUUGGAUUUGUUCCUUAAUAAUGACUUCCAGGAAGCUCUGACCCUGCUUCAAGCUAAGACUAAGGACAGCAUGUACCAUGCUCUCACUUACGGCACCAUGCUGGAGAUGCAGGCCAUGAUGACCUUUGACCCUCAGGAUAUUCUCAACGCUGGAAACACCAUGAAGGAGGCUCAGGCUGUGUGCCAGCGGUUUAGAAAGAAAUCUUCAGUAGCUGACUCUUUAAACAACCUGGUGCACGGACAGAGCCUGGAUCAGUUCACUGAAGAGGAGAUCCAUGCUGAGGUGUGCUAUGCCGAGUGUUUGCUCCAGCGAGCGGCCCUCACGUUCCUGCAGGAUGAAAACAUGGUCAGUUUUAUCAAAGGCGGAAUUAAAGUUAGAAACAGCUACCAGACGUACAAGGAACUUCACAGCUUGCAGCAGAACGCUAACUAUGCAAAGGGUGAGAGUCACUGUCACUUUGAAGGAGGAGUGAAGUUGGGGGUUGGCGCCUUUAAUCUGACUUUAUCAAUGCUACCUACGAGAAUCCUGCGGCUUUUGGAGUUUGUCGGAUUCUCAGGAAAUAAGGACUAUGGUCUGACCCAGCUGCAGGAGGGCGCCACAGUGCACAGCUUCAGGGCACUUCUCUGUACAUUGUUGCUACUUUGCUACCACACGUUCCUGAGCUUUGUACUGGGUACAGGAAAGGGAAAUGUAGAUGAGGCAGAAAAGUUGCUUCAGCCCUAUCUGAAACGUUAUCCCAAGGGUGCCAUUUUCCUGUUUUUUGCUGGAAGAAUUGAAGAAAUAAAAGGCAAUAUUAAUAUGGCCAUCAGCCGGUUUGAGGAGUGCUGUGAGGCUCAGCAGUCCUGGAAGCAGUUUCACCAUAUGUGCUAUUGGCAGCUAAUGUGGUGCUUCACGUACAAGCUUCAGUGGAAGAUGGCAUAUUUCUACGCUGACCUGCUGAGCAAGGAAAGCUCCUGGUCCAAGGCCACAUACAUGUACAUGAAGGCUGCCUACCUCAGCAUGUUUGGAGAAGAUGAUUACAAACCUUUUGGGGAUGAUGAAGUGAAACUCUUCAGACAGGUGCCUGGGUUGAAAGUGAAGAUUGCUGGAAAAUCUCUUCCAACAGAAAAAUUUGCUAUUAGGAAAUCACGAAGAUACCUCCCUCAGAAUCCAGUGCCUCUGCCAGUCCCUCCAAUGGAGAUGAUGUACAUCUGGAAUGGUUAUGCAGUGAUCGGGAAACAACAGGAUCUGACUGAAGGAAUGUUAGAGACAUUAACCCAGGCCGAGGAAGCUUUAGAAGAAGCCGCAGCAUCAGAAUUCCUGGUGGAUGAUCGGUGCCUGGUUAAACUGCUGAAGGGUCUGUGCUUGAAGUACCUGGGCAGAAUCUCAGAGGCUGAGCAAAGCUUCACCUACAUCCACACAAAUGAAAAGAAGAUUAAAUAUGAUCAUUAUCUUGUUCCCAAUGCUCUGCUGGAGCUGGCUCUGCUAUAUCUGCAGCUGGACAAAAGAGAGGAAGCUGUACGGCUGCUGGAGUGUGCCAAACACAAUUAUAAGAAUUACUCCAUGGAGUCCCGUACACAUUUUAGGAUCCAGGAUGCGCUGCUGCAAGCUAAAUCCGUGCCGCAAAACGGCUGCUGAUGUGGGCUACUGGGAACCCCCCAAUUACCUGGGGGGAGACAACAAACUGUGACACAGAUGGGACCAACUCCUGGGGAACAAGGACUGAAUAUCUGUUAGAAGGAAUAUAGGACAUUAUUGCCACAGCAAAUUGUUUUUACAACUUGUUGGUUAGGCGCACAGAGCUGCGUCCUGCGGGACUAGGAUGGUUACAGGUAGUGAGCAGAUAUAUCUGUUGCCUACAGCUAUUCUCAUCAUUACCAUUUAUUUUACUGUAAAUAUCUACUGUAAAUUAUUUAAAUCCAGUAAUGUGUAAAGGAGCACCGCAAAGUGUUCUUCAGCAAGGUGUAAGGAGGAGUUGUGAGAAAUGUACUAAAAGUAAUUGAUGAACUUA
Messenger RNA from Bombina bombina (fire-bellied toad), 2171 nucleotides. It is a transcript of the gene TTC39A, whose product is annotated as tetratricopeptide repeat domain 39A. Lineage: Eukaryota; Metazoa; Chordata; Amphibia; Anura; Bombinatoridae. The transcript is spliced from 18 exons. Bases 110 to 1798 code for a protein of 562 amino acids. Gene Ontology annotation, molecular function: protein binding. The record is from RefSeq and is a predicted model, not a curated record.